AUGGUGCGUGAUACGAAGAACAAGGAUCCCUUGGAAUAUCCCGAAGGAAUCAGACGGGAUUUUGUCGUCUCGAAAUCCAUGAAACGAAUAGCCAGAUCGUCCUUUCCCUCAUUAUUCUAUCUUCGAAUGUGCUUUCUGCUCUACGUCAUGCUUGUCAUCAUUCCUACUUUGAACUCGGCGGAAAUAAAUAAUCGCAACGAAAUGACGCACACGAAGAAGAAAUCUGACUCGAUUGGAAAUUGGAAAGAAUCGACCGUCUCUUCGCAGCAACGUGGAAAUAAUAAAGCAAAAUUAGAAAUACACAUUGACAUUCGAAAUCGCACCGCGAAUAAAUCCGCGACGAGGAGCAACGAGAGAAGUAGCGCGGCUCUGAAUAGAUUUCUGGAGGACGUUCUGAAGGCGCAGGAUGAUUUGAAGUGGAUGGAUCACGCUACGCGUUGUGUUAAUCGUAUGACUCGGCCAGAUGAUUCGCUGGCGUAUACAAACUGGCAUUCUACGGUAUCCGUCAACACAGAGGAUGUUCUAGAGCCGACUGAUAUCGAUUAUAGAAGUAGGUUACGCGGCAAGAGAGGCUUCGAUCGGAAUUAUGAAAGGAUGUGGAUGCUGCAGAAGAAGAAAUACGGAGAGAAAAGUACUCGCGACGUCCCUCAGAGAGUCUAUCUGGAUAACGACAUGACAUUUAAGAGAGAGGCCGAUGACGCUGAUUUCGACAUUCUCUAUCGAUAUCCUGGCACGUUAGACAGAAGUAUCUACGAAGGAGGAGCGAUAGCCGAUCAGCCACUGAAAGAUUGGACAAGGAAGAGGGAUCUUCAUUCCUCGGGCGACUGGUCGAAUUUUAAUGAGAAUCCCAAAGUGACUAACGACGAAGGAACAUGGCUUCGUGAUUACAACUCUGCUCGCGAAAUUCUUGCUAAUUCUGAUUCGAGCAAAGACGAAGAAAAGCUGCAUGUCGACAAUGACACGAGGAAUCAAUUAGAAAUCGCAUCGUUAAACGAUCCAAUACGUGCAGACGAUUUCAGGGUUUUGCGAAAAUCUCCAAUUAAAAACCAAAAAUCUCAAAAUACACCAUUGACGUUGGAGUCUUUGAAAAAGAUUGUGUUAGAUUUAAGAAACAAGUUGACACUAAGCAAUAAGAAAGAAAAUGUGCUUUCGAAAGAAUCUAGUUCGUGGAACCAUCCGAGAUCGACAGCCGAAAUAUUUGAUUUCAAGAGAGAUCUUGACGAACAUCCGUAUGGAGAGACGAUCUGGAGGAUUAAGAGAGCUAAAAAUGUAGGCAGUGAAGAGGAAAGUGACUCGAGUAUAUUUCAAGGAGCAAAGUUUCGGGAAUUAUAUCUUGGAGAACGAAAUUCGAAAGAAUUACACGAUCGCGCGAAACGUAAUAGAAGGAGCUUUAUCGCAGAUUUAAAUAAUCAGAGGGAUGUUCCAGAAACUAAAAGUCAUCGGAAAGCUGAGAUAAUUAAAGACGCUCUUGGAAAUGUAACCGAGAUGCAAAAAACCAAAGGAGUCGUACGAUUGUAUUCUGGUUAUCUUAAUAACGGAGGAAGUUUAAAAAGGACUUUAAAUAAGAUGAACAUUUCCGAUUCGCAGUCCUCCUUAGACAAAGGAUCUUUCUUAAACCGUUGUUUUAUUAAUUUAACGAUUACCUCAUCAUUAGUAGCUGACAAAGCGAAUAUUUCCGAAUCGAGAUAUCCUUCAAUUACGGAGCCUAAUUUAAACAAUUAUUCCAUCGACAACGCAUCGCAUUUGCCAGAACGUAUAGAUAAAGUUCCGGGAAUAAAUUGGAAGAAACUCGGUCAACAUUCUCAAACUGAGAAGAUACCAAAAAAUUUUGCUGUCUCGGACACAUUCGUGGCUCCGAUACAUUUUUCAACAGACAGCGGCGUCGAUCACCCUCGGAAGUUCGAAGUGGGAAACGGGAAGAGCGACUGGGUAAAAUUAUCGGCGUGGAAAAAAUCGCGACUCGGCACGGAUGACGGACAAUCGGGAGUGGGAUCUCCCGAGGGAAAUACGUCGCGCGGUUUUGACACGACGGCAAAUGAAUCGCGGCGAAUUCAGCGCGAGACAAUCCGAGAGAAGAGAGAAAGGUUCGAGAUGAGCGGGAAAACGCAAAGAAAAAACCGCGAGCUGAUCAGAGUCUUUGAGCCUCGGGGACGUUCGUAUCAGAUGCAGAAAGCAGAGGAACGAACGAGAACGAAUGACGACGAGUCGACGGAGGAUGCAAAUGCGAGGAAGGCCGACUUUUCGAUUGAUCUCGUUAUCGAUGCGCGAUCGGCGAAAGUCGCGAGAAACGCAAACGCGUCCGGGAUCGGCGAAUCGAUAAUAGCGAAAGAUCGAAUAGGCUUCGAGAAUUUAGCUUCGAUGACCGCCGGCGACGAUUUGCGGAAGCAGCAACAGAUGGUUCCGCCUGUAAGCGCGACGAACGGCGGCGCAAAUAAAUCGAAUGGAAAUUCGGAUGCCGCCGAAAUCGAUAUUCGUGUUGUCGGGUCAAACGGAAAUGAGACUAUGAAUGUAAAGGAGGGAACUGUGACGGUGAGGCCUCGCGAAUCCGAUAAUCAUUUACGGAGGAGAUUAUUGUGGAGCGACGCCGAGGCUGACGAUUCUACGAUAAAGAGGACCGGAUCGGUUCUUAAUUCCGCGAUCGACGAUCGUAUCGGGAACUUUCGGAACGAGGAUCGGCAGCAAAGUGAAAUGAUUAAUUCCGCGGAUUCCGGAAAAGUUUUAAUUAGAGUGAAACGCGACGAUAACUUUGAGGUGAGUUCUGAAACGUCGCGAAAUAAUUUUAAUCCUCGGACGUCGGACGCAAAUCAUCAGGCUCGUUACAAACGAUCUACAUAUUCCUUUGAGGAUCUUGAAUCCAAUAAUGCGGCGGAGGAUGUGGACGUCGCGAAAAACGAAGUGGCGGUAAAUCACGAUGAAAAACAAGGGAAUAAUGAAGAGUAUGAAAAUGUCGAAAGAGUUAAAGGGGAUUAUAAUGAUGGUGAAGAGGAUUUAAUGGAAGAUAAUGAUGGAGCAAUGGAAAGCGAAAGAGAAGGACGAGCUUUAUCGAGGCAACGGAUCGAUCCUGUGAAGGCCACAGUCGAUAUGUUAAUUAAAGAGAAGCUUGAAAGGAAGAACAAGAGCAAGGAUGCCGAUUAUACGAGAAAAAGACGCAGUAUGCUGGGCAUGAUUGAAUAUUACGAUUACGAUGAUAAUGACGAGGAGAACGAUGCAAUGAACGAGCAGGGAAUUCGGAAUAAAGACGAUCAACUCCCGAUCAAAGAUGACAGAUCGGAGAUAAAACGUGCUACGGAUAAAACGUAUACGCCAAGUAAUUUAGGAAAAAAGAAAAACGAGAACCUCGAGGCGAUGAUGAAGGAGAAACGCAAGAAGGCAAAACACAAAGAGCCAAAGGAACAAAUCGUCGUCGAUCUUGGCGAACAUAAGAGUAAGACUUCAAGAAAUAGUCAGCAAGAUAAGAAACUAUCCGAUACGUCGGAAUCAAAUUUCGAAAAUGCGUUCAGAAAAGGAAGAUUGUCGACUGAGGAAAACUCGGGAAAGCUUCAUCGAGGCGAAGGUUUUACAAAUAAUGUUUAUCGAGAAAAAUCGACAGAUUUGAAAUCGAAAUGGUUGGACCAAUCAUUUGAGAACAGAAUGGCAUUGCCGAAGAAUUCGGAACUGAUAUUAAAUGACAAUCAGAGAAAGAAAAUUAGUUCGAAUGAACCUUUGAAUAUCGUAUCUAAUGCACGUGCAGACGUAAAUCCUGAUGUUAUCGAAAAUAUCUUGUUAGAUAUUCAACCUAUCAAAUUUAUGACGCAAAACAGAGAACUGGAAGCCUGGACAGAUUUCUACGAAGACUUUGAAAACGAACGACCAGAAGACCAUUAUUAUUAUCAAGAGAAGGAUCGAAGACAUCCGAACAAUGUCGAGUCUCUAUACGAGGAAUUAAAGAACGUGUAUGAUUGGACUGAUGGCGAAUUAAAGAGCGGACCUCGUCUCAGGGGCGAUCAAAGACUACGCUAUGAAUCGGAUAAUAAACUUGACACAAAUCUCGCACAAUUACAGCCAACGAACGAUAGACUCUUUGGCUUUAGUCACGACAAUGAGCAAAGAAGCUUUCCAUCGACCGAUACAUCCUGGACGAAUUCGAAUAGUGCUGCAACGAGCAAUUAUGUCGCGCUUAAAGUCACAGCUGAUACAUUUAAAAAUGGCCUCGAAUCGAGUAAAUCUACGACGAAAAAUUCGCCAAAUAUAUUUUCCGUCAAUACUACUACAGAAUCAAAAGUAUCUAAAAUUGUAGAAGAUGAAAAUAACCCAUUCCCCGAAAAAAGUACGACAGGACGAUCAGAGGUCAAUCCAAAUUCCGGUUCUCUGUAUGAGAAUCGAAAGUACAUCGAGUCCGAGAUGCGUAAAGUACUGAAACGAAAUGUAAAUUCGCAAAAACAAGUGGCGAUCAAUUCGCAAGACUUGGUCGAGUCGUUUGUGGAAUCUUUGCAGGAUGAUUUCGACGAUAAUGUGAAAGUUAGGUUUGGCAGAGGACUAAAGGCUGUGGACGAAACAAUUUCCGACUCGAAUGAAACUCACGAUCAGGAUACGGCAAAUGCUAACAAUACAAAUUCCAAAUCUUACAAUUCCUCGCAAAUCUUUCAUGACAAUUCAUCGAUGUCGCAUAAUUGGUACAAUAAAACAUCCGCGGAUUUGAUCAAUUUAUUUGAUGUUCAUGACGAUGCAUCCGAGCGGAGAAUUGAAGCUAAAAAAAUUCAAGAACCGAUUUUGACAAAUACAAAUAAUAUUGUGGACAGCGACGAGGACUUGGAAGCUGCCGAACAAAAAUACGUAAAUAACGAAGCAGCGAGAAUCAGAAGAGCUGCUGCUUCGUAUCGCACGUUUUACGACGACGUAGACGAGAAUCUAGACGAUUCCGACGAGGCGGACAAAAGUCUGAGCGAUCGCUUUCAGCUUCCGAAUAUUCUCGGGGAUCAAUCCGACAGUGUAUACGACGAAUACGCGACCACAAAUUGGAAUGACGACGUACAAAACUUGGAGCGAUACUCGCAGACUCCUCGGAUCAAUUCGAGAAAGAAGGCGAAAUCUGGGAAAAAAAUGAAAACCCAGCAAUCUUCUUCGCAGAAGAAGAACGCAAGGAAGAACAGUUCACAUUCGUCUUCGAGUGGAAACAGAAGACAUCAGAAGACGCAUCGAUCCGACGUAUCGAGAAAUGCUAAUCGAGAUUUAAAGCCGAAGAAGAAGAGCAAAGCGUCUCCUUCGGCCGGAAAACGCGGCAGGAUCCAGAAGAGUAAGACGGCCGAGCAAAGUCUGCGUCGUGCGGAGGUGAAUGAGGAGUCAAAAGUGCCGAGUGAAAAAGUGCUUUACGAGAACGCGGAGGAUCGGAGUGUGAGUGAAAGGGCGAUCGGCGAUCGGCGCGUAGGAGUAGAUCGGGAUUAUAAGAGAGAAAAGAAUUAAAGAUGAUUUUUCAGACAGUGAAGCCGGAAAAGAGCGACGCACGAAGAAAGGAAAUUACGCUGCUCCUCGCAGCCGACAACGUCGACGACGAGUCGCAGAUGGACGUCGCUCUUCGCGGCGAGCUAGCUGGAAAAA
Messenger RNA from Nylanderia fulva, 5574 nucleotides. NCBI's taxonomy places the organism in Eukaryota, Metazoa, Arthropoda, Insecta, Hymenoptera, Formicidae. The record is from RefSeq and is a predicted model, not a curated record.